Messenger RNA from Phytophthora sojae, 633 nucleotides. RefSeq lists its product as hypothetical. The transcript has 2 exons. The coding region runs from base 181 to 633 and encodes 150 amino acids. The record is from RefSeq and is a predicted model, not a curated record. NCBI's taxonomy places the organism in Eukaryota, Oomycota, Peronosporomycetes, Peronosporales, Peronosporaceae.
AGCUCUGCGUCGUCGCAAGUCGCCGCAGCGAGCACAUGCGAAACGUCUUGCAGGAGCACUGGAGCUCAACGCGUCCUUUUCUUCCUCGGCCCGGUUGCAUCUGGGCAUGCUGACGCUGACACCACACCUGCGGCGGCGUAGCGUUGGUCAUUCCACUACUUUCUCUGGUGAGCACCAAGCAUGGCGAGCCAGCAGCCGAAAGCAGAAGCUAGUGCAGCUCCGGAGCUGGAUGCCGCGGAAGUGGAGCGGCGACGCAAGCAGCGCGACCUCAAGCGAAAGUCCCGCGAGCGCAAAAAGAGGAAUCUCCUAGAACUACAGUCAACGGCGCAGGCGCUGGAGCUCGAGUACAAGCAGCUCUUCGCGGCCAAGCUGAUGAGAGAGCAACAGAACCUGGAGCACGAGAAGAGCGUAGCUGUGAAGGCCGAGCCUAACGCGACGGAGAUUGAACAGUCCCGACUGGUCGAGCUGCAGGAGAAAUACAAGGCAGUGCGGCAGGAGAUGCACGAGCUGCGCGAGCAGAUGACCGGCUUCAAGCAGAAGCUGGAGGAGUAUGAGCGCUUCAUUGCGAUGCUGGAUGGACAUCUCAUGGGAUUUCAAGACACGCAAAUUCGGGAGGAAGAGCCGACCGGUUGA